GAAGAUUGUGAAUCAUUAGAAUAGAACUCUUUUAUGUCUGCUUAUCCAAAUCCUCCUAAGCGUGCCUUUUGAUUUGGUAUUAUUAACAUUAGGUUGAUGAGUAAAUCAAGAAUGUGAUUGAGAGGACUUGUCUGCAAUAUGAAAAGAACUUGAUUGAAGGGAAAUAAAACCCCCCCGAGGUGUCUCUAUCGACUACUUUUUUGGAAAUUGGCUUGCAACUUCUUGGUGUUUACAUAUAGACUUGUUUGACUUGGAUCGAGAAACUUAGGAGUGUUAGUAGAGGCAGAGUGAGCAGCUAAAGAAAAUCGCCAAACCUAUAGGAUUUGGAACUUGGAAGGCUUUAGUGUGAUGGAAUCAUCGUCAUCUUUGUCUGGAUCAUCGAAGAGGGCCAAGGCGCCAGGCAGUGUCGGGCAGGUAGCUCAUUGCUUGGUUGAUGGGUGUAACGCUGACCUGAGUCGGUGCAGGGAGUAUCAUCGAAGGCAUAAAGUUUGCGAGGUCCACUCGAAGACCCCAAAGGUCACGAUUGGGGGUCGAGAGCAACGGUUCUGCCAACAGUGCAGCAGGUUUCAUUCUUUGGCGGAGUUUGAUGAGGUAAAACGGAGCUGCAGGAAACGGCUGGAUGGUCAUAACAGGCGUCGAAGGAAGCCUCAGCCCGACAGUCUUUCGAAAAGUUCAGGAAUGCUGUUUUCUGGGCAACAAGGUGCUAAACUUGUGUCAUUUAGUAGUUCACAAAUGUUUCCAACUUCCACUGUUAGCUCUACCUGGGCAGGGUUUUCGAAAGCUGAGAAUGAUCAUGUGGUUCUGUACAGCAACCAAUCCCAACCCCAACCCCACUUAAACUACAUUGACACCCAAAACCAGUUUAAGUUCAUGCAAGGCAGCAGCGAGGCGUCCUCGAUCUCCCAUCAACCGCUCGUUGAUCAGGGAAACAGCAGCAGCAGCCAGAAGUUCUUCGCUGCUGGAUUAAUGUCCCAAAUCGUGGACUCUGAUCGUGCUCUCUCUCUUCUGUCAUCAGCCUCGUCUGUAAAUAGGGAGAUCGGCCUGAGCCACGUGGUGCAGCCCGGGGCUAUCCCCCACCCCCACUCUCUCGUCCACUACGGGGGCCUCACCAACUACCCUUUCAACGCCCACGAAAUCGAAACCAAGCCUGGUGCAGACUGCCACGCCAAGAACACCGCCCACCUCCAAUUCCACAACGUGAUGCAAAAUGCCCCGACAACAGAUGUUUCAUCCACAGGUGGACCUCACCACACACACACAUUCAUGUGGGAUCAAGACUAGGUUUAUUUGCAAAUCUUGAGGGUGGCCUACUGUUAUCUAAUAAACCUUUUUUUUGGUAUUGGAUUCUUUGUCACCCCUCAAACAAAGGGCAUGAUGUUACAGAAUGUCUCUUUGGCUCCUUGCAAUCAAAUGCCUUCAUUUCUGGCCUUCCAUUCUCUCUGUUAUUAGCUUUUUGCUGCAAUCUCAGCUUUCCUGUCUUCUGUGUUCAUAUAUUGCUAUAUAUGCAACAGUGUUUAGUUUUUCAUUACAAUAAACAGAUUAUGCAGCAGAUUAGAAUUAAUUGGCUUAUUAUGACAGCUAAAUUACAAGAUCAACAUCAUUGAGUUAA
Ipomoea nil (Japanese morning glory) is the source of this 1609-nucleotide messenger RNA. Its product is annotated as squamosa promoter-binding-like protein 13A. Bases 349 to 1281 code for a protein of 310 amino acids. Gene Ontology annotation, molecular function: DNA binding. The transcript is spliced from 3 exons. The record is from RefSeq and is a predicted model, not a curated record. Lineage: Eukaryota; Viridiplantae; Streptophyta; Magnoliopsida; Solanales; Convolvulaceae. Gene Ontology annotation, cellular component: nucleus.